CCCCCCCUUUUUUUUUUUCUUUAGUCAUAUUUGUUUUUGUCUAAUUUCUGGCGCGUUGGUGGUCGUCGGCUUGUCGAUGACAGCACCGACCUGCGCGCAGCGUGUACCCACCCCCGGCGCCGCCGACGGGAUGGCCGAGGCGGCGGAGGACACGGCGACGCGGGUGUCACCCCUGCAUCACCACCAUCAUGUUCACCACUACCACCAUCAUCACCACCACCCCCGGUUACCCGGACUGCGGCCAGAAGGUUCGGAUGACGACUGCCCAGCGGAUCGGACGAGAACGAGGUUCAGGCCGACGUCUUCGCCGGUUUCUUGGCCCCUCCUGCUGGCGUUGCUGGUCUUGGCGACGCUUCAACUUCCUCAGGCGAACGCGUCCGGCGUGUUCGAACUCCAGCUACGCGCCUUCUCGAACCUCCUGAGUCAGGACUCGCGGGGUUCGUGCUGCUCGACGGGUCUGCCUCCCUCGCCCGGUGCCCCGUGCCCCGGCACGUGUCGGACCUGGUUCCGGGUCUGCCUCAAGCACUACCAGAAGACCGUGGACACGAACUCUCCGUGCACCUACGGCGAGGUCCAGACCCCCGUGGUCGCGUCGUCGGGACCCGGAAGCUCCCUCAACCUCACGGCGCCCGUCCGGUUCAGCUUCGACUUCUCGUGGCCCGGUACAUUUUCGCUCAUCGUCGAGGCUUGGCACGAAAACAGCAACGGUGCGUCGUCUGGCGGCGGCGGCAGCAGCCAUCCGACCCUGGUGUCGCGUCUGACGACGCAGCGCUGGCUCAACGUGGGCCUGGACUGGACCUCGGAUACUUUGCGGUCGGAGCGGACUUCUCUGUCCUUCUCGUUCCGCGUGGUGUGCGAGGAGCACUACUUCGGCGCCGACUGCGCCAGGCUGUGCCGGCCGCGGGACGACAAGUUCGGACACUACGCCUGCAACGCCAAAGGGGACGUGGUCUGCCUGCCCGGGUGGAGGGGAGACUACUGCUCCAAAGCCAUUUGCCUCCCCGGUUGCAAAGAACCCCAGGGCGACUGUGACCAGCCCAACGAGUGCAAGUGCCGCAUCGGCUGGGAAGGCCCGCUGUGCGACCGGUGCACCCGGUACCCGGGCUGCCUGCACGGCAGCUGCCAGCAGCCCUGGCAGUGCAACUGCGACGAGGGCUGGGGGGGCCUCUUCUGCAACCAAGACCUGAACUUCUGCACCAACCAUCGUCCCUGCCAGCACGGCGGCACGUGCACCAACACGGGCCAGGGCUCGUACACGUGCGCCUGCCCGCCGGGCUUCACCGGCAAGGACUGCGAGGUGGCGCAGGACCCGUGCCGCGCGUCGCCCUGCCGCAACGGCGGCGUCUGCGAGAACGGCGACGGCUCGUAUCGGUGCCGGUGUCCGCCGGGGCUGACGGGGCGCCACUGCGAGACGGCCGAGAGCGCGUGCGCGGCGGGGCCCUGCGAGGCCGGCGGCACCUGCCUGGAGGACCCGAGGAGCGCGCUGGACGGGGUCGCGCCCGGGUUCCGCUGCCUGUGCACCGACGCCUUUACCGGGGAUCGCUGCCAGAUCCAGCGGGAGCCCUGCGAGCCUUCUCCGUGCGCCAACGGCGGCACUUGCACCCCCCUGCCGGACGACAGCCGGGAGGGCUUCCGGUGCACGUGCCGGCCGGGCUUCGCCGGGCCCCGCUGCGAGGUGGACGUGGACGACUGCGCGUCCCGACCGUGCGCCAACGGCGGCACGUGCGUGGACGGCGCCGACAGCUACCGUUGCCUCUGCGUCCCGGGCUUUGUGGGGCCUCGGUGCCGCACCGACGUGGACGAUUGCCUCACCCUGCCCUGCUCCAACGGCGGACGCUGCGUCGACCUGGUCAACGACUUCGCCUGCCGCUGCCCGCCCGGGUUCUCCGGCAAGGACUGUUCGGUCAGCCUGGACGAGUGCGACUCGUCACCCUGCCUCAAUGGUGGCACCUGCGUCGACGGCGUCGGGCGCUUCGCCUGCCGCUGCCUCCGCGGCUUCUCCGGAUCCCGCUGCGAGUACGGCCCCGGCAGCGCGGCGGAGGCGCCGCCGCGGCCGGUCGCCGGCUCUUCGGCCAGGCACGGUCCCUUCGUGGCGACGGAACGAGUUGGGAACGUGGUCGGCCAGGACAACGAGGACAGGCUGACCGGAGCCCACGUGGCGCUCAUCGCGGCCUUCUCCGUUGCCGUCCCCGUCGCCGUGCUCGCCGCGGCGCUGGCGAUCGUGUGCUUCCGGCGCCGCCGGCGCUGGAGGGAGCAGCGCGACGCCGACGCAGUUCUGCGCCAGAACGAGCACAACGCAACGCACCACUCGAUGAACAACAAGCUGGGCGGCGGACAGGUGGUGGUGAACGAGCUGGAGAAGCCGCUGCAGAAGAAGCAGGCCAACCGGGUCGACGACGGCAAGGGCGGGAAGGGCGGCGUGGCAGUGUCUUCCGCGCCACCCAACAACAAGGUUCUCAACGUGGAGUGCGCGUCUGCGAGGAGCAGUAAACUCUUUGACGCCGGGGAGGGCGGCGUGUACGCGAGCACGCGGACUUUGAAUCGGUUGCACGUUGCUGCCGGCGGGGAGGGCUCCUCGGCUGCCGGCACUCCAGCGAUGUCUCCUUCCAAAAGCUGUGAUCUUCCCACCAAUGAGGACGACUCCACGUCAGAAUCCAAGGAGCACCACUCGCAGACCGGCAGUUCGGUCGUCUACGUCAUCGAAGAACACUACAAGGACGACAGCUUGCUCGCCACGGAGGUGUGACGUGCGUCGUGCGAACCCGAACAAUCUGCACGCGCGUACGGACGCUCAACCCUCUCCAAAAGAAGAUGAAGAAGAGGGGAGAAAAAAACGUUGUUAGUCACUGCGUUCUUCGCCACAAGAAGUGAGUGAGCGCGUCGGGAACACUGGACGGCUGUGCGCGUCCUUCCUCCACUGACCGCCCGCCUGCAAGCCUGCCAUCUCGCUGCACCAAUGAUGUGUUUGUUGCUGUCAGACAGACGCACACGUGCACGCAGACACCAACUCAUGGAUCCAAAGAGCUCUUGUUUUUAUUCAGGUUUUUUUUUUACUUUAUGACUGGGUUAGUCGUUUAUUUUUGUUUUGUUUUUAAACUAUACUCUCUUUUUUUUUUUUUCCUGCGUUCCAUCGUUGUCAUAUGCAUUAUUUCUCUGCCGUCCUAAUUUAUUUGUGAAGCACGUGGGAGAAUGAAGCCAUUUUCCUUUGAUUGUUUUUUUUUUUUUUGGUUUUUAAGUUGGCUUUGUGCAGACCGAAAGAGAGUUUUUUUUUUUUUUUUCUUGUUUGUAUGAGGCAUCUGUUUUCUCCAGUACCUGUACUGUUUCCUGUGUGUUCUUUUUUCUUUUCAUACGUGAAUUUGUUUUGUUGAAUGUUAGUUGGUUGUUUGGUGCUGUCGAAACAUUUUUUGCGCAUUUCGAGUUUUCCAAAUGAACGCAUGAAGGAGCAGGUGAAGAUUACCCAAAAUGAUAUGAAUUGUGUCUGGGACUGUGCACCGUACAGCAGAUACAAAACAAAUUUUGAAUCAAGAAAAGCAGUAUUAAGUUUACAAACAAUUAAAGAUGUUUGAGAUAAAAAGGAAAAAGUACUUUUGUCUGCAGCACUUAGGUAUGCAUAUGAAAUGUGAGUACAUUGGUAUAAUUGAAAACUUUCUUCGUACAAAAAUGCUCUCAUGAAUUUAUGUUAGUCAGUUUUUCCAGUAGAUAUGUACGCAAGUCAAACUUUAUGAUCACCAUUCUGUCUGAAUGGUGACCUCAAGCAGCGGAAAAUUUAGUAAUGCUUGCUUUCUUGUAAGAGUGCAUCUGGCGUGAUAGCAUCUAAUAUUAGCAUAACACCAGAGAUGAUUCUGUACAGCGUUUAAAAAUUUGGGGCUCCUAGCAUUAUGUCUCUAAUAGACCAUCCAAACAAUUAGAUUCAACUUAAUUAGGUCAAUGACCCUCAAAAAUUUCAGAACUUCCAAUCUCAUCUGAUGACAUAUAAUGACUUAGUGAAUUACUUGUUUCCAUUCAGUUUGUAUUGGCUAAUCUGUCUUACCUUGUCCAAUCAUCCCACUUUAUUCUUGUCGGUACUUUGUAAGAAUUCGUCUUGCCCCAUCCCAUACUUGGAGAUUGCAGAUGUCUGUUAUGAAUGGUAUUUUUUUUUUCUCUCCUUAUUUUUGGACUUUAGAACCCUGGAAACCAAGAUGAAAAAGAAAACUGCCAUUAACUACUGUGUCUCACCUUUACCGUACUGCAGUACCUGUAUUUCCAUACAGAUGGCGCACAAUUCUUGUCUUAGUCACAUUUCCCUUUGGCAGCUAUGGUUUCCAAGGUUAGCUGGCGACCAGCCAAGCUUUAGCGGUGCAAGCCAAUCGAAACGGCAUCUACUAUGCAGUUAUCCGGUAGUCUCCUUUAAUAAAUGGGGAAACUGUAGUUUCAAAAGCUGGAAAGCUGCAGAAGAGAAAAAGACAAUUUUAAUAGAGCAACGUUGUUGGAUGCACCUUGAAAUUUGAUGGAGAAAAGUGCCAUUUGAAAAGUAUAAUUCUCAUUACAUCCUGCAGUGCUUUUCGAAUUUGCCAACCUUUAUUGUUUCAUCCUUUUCUCUUUUUUUUUGUGCAUCCAGGGUUUCUUUGGAAGGGAUAUAUCGGUGGUGUACAUACCAGUCUAUACGAAGAGUAUUAUUAUAAUUAUUAUUAUUAUUACUAUUAUUAUUAUUGCUUAAUAUUAUAUUGUCAUCAUCGUUCCCAGCCUAGGACAAGAGAAAGACAAUGUGAUUUUAUUUUGACGAUUAUUUUUUUUUU
Ixodes scapularis (black-legged tick) is the source of this 4775-nucleotide messenger RNA. RefSeq names its product delta-like protein C (gene Delta). Gene Ontology annotation, cellular component: plasma membrane; protein-containing complex. Gene Ontology annotation, biological process: heterophilic cell-cell adhesion; cell communication; Notch signaling pathway. Gene Ontology annotation, molecular function: calcium ion binding. The coding region runs from base 77 to 2746 and encodes 889 amino acids. The transcript has 8 exons. The record is from RefSeq and is a predicted model, not a curated record. Lineage: Eukaryota; Metazoa; Arthropoda; Arachnida; Ixodida; Ixodidae.